This is a messenger RNA of Daphnia pulicaria, 2841 nucleotides long. Its product is annotated as cytosolic carboxypeptidase 2-like. The transcript is spliced from 16 exons. NCBI's taxonomy places the organism in Eukaryota, Metazoa, Arthropoda, Branchiopoda, Diplostraca, Daphniidae. The record is from RefSeq and is a predicted model, not a curated record. Bases 196 to 2778 code for a protein of 860 amino acids. Gene Ontology annotation, biological process: proteolysis. Gene Ontology annotation, molecular function: metallocarboxypeptidase activity; zinc ion binding.
CGUAAAAAAUAUUAGUUGUAGUUUAUACUUAUUUACACAACACUAGUAAAAGGUAAGUUUUUAAAUCAAUAAUCGAUAUGUUUCAUUUAUUCGAUAUCAAAGCUUUGUCGUCUGGUUGUCAAGGGAAACGAACUUACAAACAUUCUGUCAUUUUUUGUCAUUUUUCACACAGACUGAACUAUUUUUCACACGACCAUGGACAACGCUACCGAGAAGGAAAAUGGUGUGACUAGAUCCAUUACUUUGAACUUGAAUCAAACCACCCAAUUAGUUUUACCUUCUACUGACAAUGAGAUUUCGAGUCCUAAACUAAGCGAACCAAGACAUCUAUUUUCUCUUCAAAGAGAACUUGGUCCACAACAAGCCCCACGUUGGCCAGCAGAAUGCCAGAUGGCAGUUGCCACACCUAAACACAUCCUUAAGUGCCUCUCAGAAAGGGAGCCUUACUAUCAAGCAUCAGGAACGGAACCAGAACCAUCUCCUUGGGGAGAUGAAGUCCUUAAGAGUGGAGGAGACUUGGUUUAUUGUUACAUACCAGAAAGCACAGCCCCAUAUUUUACAAGAUCCAGCACUGCCAAUGGCCUUGCACCAGCGGAUGACAAUCGAUUCUUCGUACCAGAUGAUUCGCUCAUAUUCGAAUCUCGUUUCGAAUCGGGCAAUUUAUCGAAAGUCUUUAGAAUAACAGGGAACUUUUACGAACUUCACUUGCGUCCCGAUCUGUACACUUCCAGACAUUUACAGUGGUUUUAUUUUAGCAUUAAAAACAUGCAAGCUAGAACCACCUAUCGGUUUUCUAUAGUUAACUUUGCCAAAGCCGACAGCCUUUAUUUAGAAGGAAUGAAACCUCUCAUGUAUUCGGAAAACCGUGCUGAUGCAGAAGGAAUUGGUUGGACCCGUUGUGGCACUCGGAUCGCGUAUUAUCGCAAUGAUAACGUGAGAGAUGGCACCAAUCCUACUCACACUCUGAGCUUCACUUUAGAAUUUCCACAUUCGGAUGAUACUGUGUACCUAGCCUAUUGCUAUCCAUACACAUAUUCUUAUUUGCAAGAUAGGCUACUUUUUAUUCAGAACGACGAAGAACGUGCCCAAUAUUGUAAAAUUCGUCUAUUAUGUCGAAGCUUGGCCGGUAAUAGCGUGCAUGUCCUGACUAUAACUAGUCCCAGCACCGAAGAUUCAGAGAAAUCUGGAAUCGUUCUUACAGCAAGGGUCCACCCGGGAGAAACUCCAAGUUCGUGGAUAAUGGAUGGUGUUUUGGACUUUCUGACUGGACCUAGUGCCUGUGCUCAAGAGUUGCGUGAAAAGUUUAUUUUCAAAAUUAUCCCUAUGCUAAACCCUGACGGCGUUAUUGUUGGCAACACCCGAUGUUCUCUUGCUGCGCGCGACCUUAAUCGACAAUACCGUGUCGUCAGUAGAGAGUGUUAUCCAUCCGUUUGGCACGUUAAAAUGUUGAUAAGAAAGUUAAUGGAAGAACGUCCAGUGGCAUUCUAUUGUGAUUUCCACAGUCAUUCUCGAAAACACAAUGUAUUCAUAUACGGAUGUGAAGAUAAAGACUUAAACGAUCUACCUUUAAUAGAACAAGUUUUUCCGUUGAUGAUGCACAAAGCUUCUAAUGGCAAGUUCGAUUUUGAGAAUUGCAAAUUUGUGGUCCAGCGUGCUAAAGAAGGAACUGGAAGAGUGGUCAUGAAACAACUUGGCGUUCAGUACAGUUACACACUGGAAGCUUCCGUUUGUGGAACUCUGACCGGAUCAGAUAGUUCUUUAGUACAAACUCAUUUUAGUAUUCAAGACUAUCAGGAAAUUGGCCAUGUUUUCUGCGAAACUUUAGCAAAUUUCUUCAAUCCAAUUCCAACCCGGGUCCAUUGGAUUGAACGUGCUUUACGUUAUUUAUCAAAUGCUGGAUCCACGGCAGAAGAACCUAUUUACGUUAGAGUUCCCGACGAUGAUAGUCCUGAGGAAGAAAAUGCCAAAAGGUGCUUUCAGUCGAGAAGAUUUUCCCUACUGGUCAACGGCUCUCAUAAAAAAACAGAUUUUCUUCAGGUUGCUCGCUGUAUAAGCCAACUGAACGUGCAAAUGUCGCGUUUGAAUUGUGGACCACGUUCGCGGUCUAAUUCUUUUUCUCCCUCUCCGUCCAGAUCGCCUUCUUUAAAAUCGUAUCUUUCAGCGUCAGCAUCUCCUAGAAGCGGUCCAUCGCCAACUAUAUCUUCCAGUAGAAUUAAACCCAAAGAUCUUCCUCAGAGGAGAAGACCUAAAAAAUUAAUUCGAAGUCUGACUCUGCCUAGUGUUGACAAUGCCUUGCCUGUUACGGUAUCAUUUCCUAGCAGUUCCGAAUCCGAAGAUAAAACUACUUCAUCUGCGAAAGUUUCCUCGCCAAAAGUUAAAAAUCAAAUCUUAGUUGAUUUUCAAGCAAAAACAGCUUCAGUGAAUGGAAUUUUUCUCCGAACCCAUCUUCCUUCUGCGAUUAAUGGAAGAAAUGUUCCUACAAUCAAUAGACCAGAUUCGCUUCGAGGAAUGCAAAAGAAAGUACCAGAACCGGGUUUGAAAGGCGCAAAACCCAAAGCUCAGUUCACACUUCAGGUCGUAAAAGAUGUGAACAGAUUGAAAUCCUUAUCAGAUAGCCCACCUGGGACUGCUCAGAAAACAAAACAAUCACAAACAACCACUACACUACCUAAGAAAAAAUCGAAGAAGAAACACGCUAAAAUUCUAAACGCAAACGUUAAAACUGAACUUUAUCGAGUUGGAGCACUCAGCCGUGUGCUGAAUGCUAUGAAGAAAUGAUCUUGUAUUGUUGUUAGUUGGAAUAUUUGCUUUUCCCGAUAAUACAGUUUUAGAUGAAAAUUA